AUGUCCCCGACUCUGAAACCGACAAGGCCACCCCACUCAAAGUCAAGGACGCACCCUACCCCCGUCCCGGAUCUCCACGAAAUCGUCAUCCAAACUCGCGCCGUCGCAAUCAAUCCUGUCGACUUUGCCAUUCAGACUGUGGGAACUGGCCUUUUCCCAGGGCUCACAUUCCCCAGAACCCUUGGCAUGGAUCUCGCGGGCACAAUUGUGGAAGUCGGCAAUGCAGUUACACGCUUCAAGGCAGGCGACCGAGUCCUUGCACACCCCGAUGUCCUGAAGAAGACUGCUGCAGGAGCAUUCCAAUUAUUUAUCGUUGCUCAAGACAACAUGGCGUCUCAUUUUCCGAACAAUACGAGCUUCGAGGAAGCAUGUGUGCCGCCUGCCUGUCUCUCCGUGGCCGCGUGCGGGCUGUUCCAGAAAGAUUAUCUCGGGUUGGAAUGUCCUACGGUUCCUCCAACACCGAAUGGAAAGAUACUCCUGGUUUGUGGUGGAAGCACUAGCGUGGGGUGUAAUGCUAUCCAGCUUGGUGUUGCCGCGGGCUAUGAAGUCGUGACUACAUGCUCUCCGCAUAAUUUCGAAUAUGUGAAGAAACCUGGCGCGGGAUAUGCCUUCGAUUACAGCAGUCCGACGGCUGUAGAAGAUAUCCUUGUCGUGCUGAAAGGGAAGCUUUGUGCAGGUGCGGUGGCGAUUGGGAAUAUUUCUCCUCCUGGGAAUGGGACGGCGGCGGCGGAAGCGUGUCUUGACAUCGUCGCGAAGAGCCAGGGAGCAAAGUUCGUGGCUUUGGCAAUGGUAUAUCAAGGUAAGAUGCCGGAAGGGGUCGACGGGAAGUUCAUCAUAGGAAGUACGUUGAAGGAUAACGAGCUUGGUGCGAAGAUUUUCGAAGAAUUUUUGCCGAAGGCGUUGGAGGCGGGGAGCUAUCUAUAUGCGCCCGAGCCGUUGGUUGUUGGGCAAGGGUUGGAGAGAAUUCAGGAGGCCUUUGAGGUCGUUAAAAAGGGUGUGAGUGCAAGGAAAGUGGUAGUCUCGUUGUGA
Messenger RNA from Hyaloscypha bicolor E, 1029 nucleotides. RefSeq names its product putative quinone oxidoreductase. The transcript has 2 exons. Gene Ontology annotation, molecular function: oxidoreductase activity, acting on NAD(P)H. Lineage: Eukaryota; Fungi; Ascomycota; Leotiomycetes; Helotiales; Hyaloscyphaceae. The coding region runs from base 1 to 1029 and encodes 342 amino acids. The record is from RefSeq and is a predicted model, not a curated record.